AUGGCGACAGACGAUGAUCUUCGUGGAACACCACCGUUUAAUUGCAAAGUAGAGAGCACGAGCGUUGGAACACGAUGGCGACGUUGGAAGAAAGUUUUUCAAUUUUACGCCGAUGAUCGAGGAGUCCCGGGAGCUGUUCGUAAGAAGGCGUUACUAUUGCAAUGUGUGGGCAUGCAUGUUGAAGAAGUGUUUGAAACUCUGAUCCAUCCUGGUGCACCCAAAGGCAAACAUGACAACGAGUUCCAAGCUGCGCUGCGAACAUUUGAUGCAUAUUUCACACCACAGGUAAACAUACCGUACGAGCAUCACACCUUUCGCCAGAUGAAACCGGAGGAAAACGAGACUGCCGAUCAAUUCGUAGUACGGCUCGGCAAUCCGGCUGUGAAUUGUGAGUUUGGAGAUUCGAAGAAUGAGCGAACACGGGAUCAAAUUAUCGAUCAAUGAAAGUCUACGAAGCUUCGGCGAAAACUCCUGGCAAAAGGCCAAUAUUUAAAUCUGGCUGAAACACGAAGGAUUGCACGAUCCCUGGAACUUUCAUAGGCACAAGCAAAGCAAAUUGAGGGCGGAGACGAAAUAAGAGCAGAAAAGUAAUUCAAAGGAGAAAAAAACGUCGUGGAUUAACUAUAUGGAACAUAGUACGGAAAGUGA
Molecule: messenger RNA, 648 nt
Organism: Porites lobata
Lineage: Eukaryota; Metazoa; Cnidaria; Anthozoa; Scleractinia; Poritidae
Source: the annotation of a GenBank genome assembly